Molecule: messenger RNA, 1080 nt
Organism: Lethenteron reissneri (Far Eastern brook lamprey)
Lineage: Eukaryota; Metazoa; Chordata; Hyperoartia; Petromyzontiformes; Petromyzontidae
Product: protein sidekick-2-like
Source: RefSeq, a predicted model, not a curated record
CGCUUGCGUCGUGCGCCAAAUUCACUUGAACCGCGUGCGCCGCAGCGCAAAUGGGAGCGGCGUUCUACGAGGAGUGGUGGUUCCUGGUGGUGGUGGCGCUGACCAGCCUCAUCCUCAUCCUCCUCCUCGUCUUCGUGCUCAUCAUCCGCGGCCAGAACCAGAAGUACUCGCGCAAGUCCGACUCCAGCAGCACGCCGCGCGCGGGCGCCAACGAGGAGAUCACGAGCCUGGAGGGCGGCUUCACCACGCUGGAGCUCAACAACCGCCGCCUCUCCGUCAAGACCGCCCUCUACAAGCGCAAUGGCACCUACGCACGCUCCCCUCCGCGCCCCUCGCCCGGCACGCUGCGCUACUCCGACGAGGACCUCACCGCCAAGUACGAGGUGACGGCGGCGGAGAGCAGCAGCCUCACCGAGAAGCCCUCCGAGCUCUCCGAGUCAGAGGCGAGCGAGGAGGACGACUUCGGCUCGGACCCGGUCAAGUGCAACUCCCACUCAUUCGUCAACCACUACAUGAGCGAGCCGGGUUACUACAGCUCGUGGCGACGCCAGCCCAAGGGGCUGUCGCGCUCGCCGCAGCCGUGCGGGCCCUACCUGGCCGACGCCGAGCACUCCGAGUCGGGCGAUCGCACGCCGCCAGCCCUCACCCCCUCUCUGCCCCACCACCACCACCCCCACCACCACCCGCACCACCACCCCCAGCACCACCCGCACCACCCGCAGCACGGCAUGUACGUCUCAUCGGCCACGGCCUCUUCCAACGGCCCUGCCGGUGGCGGGGGCGGCGGUGGCGGCGGCGGCCCGGGGAGCGGCGCCGCCAGCCCGCUCGUCGGGCUCUUCGUGUCGGCGUCGGCGAACGGGUUGGGGCCCGGCACGCGGCCUCCGGUAGCCGGCUUCUCUUCCUUCGUUUAAGCCGAACGCCGAGACAACGCCGAGAUUCGCGGUUUCCUGCGGUUGGAUUUGACGCGAUAGUUAGGAUCGUUACUACGUUCGUUUUGUACGAAGGAGCCGGGUUGGCAGGGUUUUUCAGGCGAACCAGCCUGGCGAUGGAACGCGUGGCGUAGUCGUGAACUCAAGGCUC